UGUUUCAAAAGAUACUUUGAAAGAUAUAUAAAUAUCUUAAUUCUUUUAAACUAAAAUUUUACUACUGCAAUUUGACAUUCUCAGAGAUUUUUUCAAUGAUUUAUAAUAAUUGCAAGUUGCAAUUUAUAUGAAUAAAUAAAUGAAUAACGUUUCAGAAAAUAAAACCACGCAAUAACAGCCUUGCGUUCAUUAUCUUCUAUACCAAUUAAUUGCUAGAAGAUCAGGUGUUUGAAUAAACGCCUGAGAGAGAAUUAACCAAGGAAAAAUUUGUGUAACAAUGGUGAAGCUCAGUUCCUUAGUCGUAACUCAAAUACUUCUGCUGCUGCUGUUGCAUUUAGCGACGUCGAUUCUCGGAUUAGAUCAUUACAGCAGAGCUGAUUUUCCGGAGGAUUUCAUUUUCGGUUCCGGAACUGCCGCACCUCAAUACGAGGGAGCAGCAUUUGAUGAUGGCAGAACUCCUAGCAUUUGGGACACCUUUUCUCAUUCUGGUCGUACAACGGGGGCCAAUGGAGACGUAGCAUGUGAUGGAUAUCACAAAUAUAAGGAAGAUAUCAAACUAAUGGUCGACAAGAGCCUAGAGGCGUUCAGAAUCUCUAUAUCGUGGUCAAGACUCAUUCCGUAUGGAAGAGGACCUAUCAACUCAAAGGGGUUACAGUUCUACAAUAAUCUGAUUGACGAACUUAUCAGCAACGGUGAAAGAACUGCGAAUGGAUCAAACACAAAGGGAUACUUUCAAUGGACAUUCCUCGAUUGUCUGGAGAUACUGGAUGGUUACGGAACAUCUUUUGGUCUUUACUACGUCGAUUUGGAUGACAAAUACUUAAAGAGAUCUCGAAAGCUUUCCGCACUUUGGUACUCCAAUUUCUUGAAGGGGAAGAAUAUCACCACCCUCGGUUCUAUUACUCCACUUAUUAGUGAUGAUCUCGUGCUAAAUCACUAA
This is a messenger RNA of Erythranthe guttata (spotted monkey flower), 940 nucleotides long. NCBI's taxonomy places the organism in Eukaryota, Viridiplantae, Streptophyta, Magnoliopsida, Lamiales, Phrymaceae. The record is from RefSeq and is a predicted model, not a curated record.